AUGGUCGAUAAUCGAUUACCACCACCAUUUUCUACGGUCCGAUUCACUGGUAUGGUAGUUGUGGCUUAUCUUUUCAGUACCGUUGUAUCCCUAGCAAUACCUGAAGAUAAUGUCGCAGGUCUUAGCUGGCAAUGGUUACAAAUAUUUACUCCUCUAGCUGCUGCUUUAGGUGUAUGGGCUGUGGGAAAUAUUGGUCAUGAAACGGGAUCCAUUAAAUGGCCUUUAAUAUGUGCAUAUUUUAUACCCAUGGUUGGUAAUCCAUUGAAAUCAUUUAUAUUUGAUAAAUGGGGCUACGACAUUGAUGAAUCUACAUCAUUCGCCAUAAUGAUAUUAUCUGCAGCAUGGUCAUUUGAUCACUUGGAAAAACGGUGGAGACCAAAAAACCAAAAGACCCCAGGCACCUUAAAGCGAAUCAUUGURAUUAGUAUGUGCUGCUUGUUAUACAUGGCUUUAUGGAGUAGUUAUUUAUAUUUCAACGCCAAAGUGACUGAUGAAGAUGGAGACGAAGUACCAUUCCAYGAGGCCCUAGGUCAUUUUUUCAGUUCACCCUGGUGGUUAGACGUAAAACAAUCAUUUAUUGAUGUAUGGCAAUUUGCACAACAACAUGGGUGGAUGGAGACUUGGCGACAAAUAGUUUCAUUAUCUGAUCCUUCGGGUGAACAAAAUGCUUUUAAGGUGCUGGAAUUAAGAUCAGGAGCUACACAAACUGAAAUAAAAAAUCAAUGUCGAACAUUAGCAGUUAAAUACCAUCCAGAUAAAGCUAAAGAUGAUGUAACUAAGAAAGAUGUGCAAAAUCGAUUCUUCGAAGUACAGCAAGCAUGUGAACUUCUAUCAAAUAGUAGAGCUAAAAGGCGAAGAAGAAAUAAACAAUUUAAUGAAGAGCUUUAAGUUGCAGUAUUAUUUUUUUGUUAUGUACCUAUCCAUCAAAUCAUAUUUGUUUAUACAUUAACUGUGAUAAAACCAAAUUGAUGUUUAAUUUAACAUAAUUUAAGGUUAUUAUUUUUCAUAAAUGCUUUGGUCAAGGCAUAAAAUCCUUAUGUGAUGGUUAAUUUAGAAACAAAAAUUAUAAUAUUGAAAUUCUUUAUAUUAUGUUAAAUUAACAUUAUAUU
This is a messenger RNA of Diuraphis noxia (Russian wheat aphid), 1109 nucleotides long. RefSeq names its product TM2 and DnaJ domain-containing protein wurst. The record is from RefSeq and is a predicted model, not a curated record. Gene Ontology annotation, cellular component: membrane. NCBI's taxonomy places the organism in Eukaryota, Metazoa, Arthropoda, Insecta, Hemiptera, Aphididae.